Molecule: messenger RNA, 714 nt
Organism: Nerophis lumbriciformis (worm pipefish)
Lineage: Eukaryota; Metazoa; Chordata; Actinopteri; Syngnathiformes; Syngnathidae
Source: RefSeq, a predicted model, not a curated record
AUGGCGGACUGGGACGCUGACAACUUCGAGCUGGAGGAGCCGAAUCAAAAGGCGCCACAGGACAAAUGGGAAGGCGAAGACGAAGACGACGAUGUUAAAGACAACUGGGAUGAUGAGGAAGAUGAGGAGAAGAAAGACGUGAUCACGACAGUGACAAAAGUUCCCGAAAAGAAAAAGUUGAGUGAGAAGAUUAAAGAGAGGGAAAACCGCUUAAAGAAAAAACAGCAGCAGCUACAAGAAGAAGAAUUGCAAGAAGAACUUACCCCUGAAGAACAACUCGCACAGAAGUUAAGAGUGCAGAAGCUUCAAGAAGAUGCAGACUUAGAAUUGGCAAAGGAUGCCUUCGGAGUUGGCAGUACCACACUAGUUGGAAUUGACGCCAUGUGUCCAUCUUCUAAAGAAGAAUUCACAGAGUUUGAAAAAUUGCUGAAAGAAAAAAUAUCCCAGUUUGAGAAAUCGGUGCAUUAUUCAAGUUUCUUGGAUUCAUUGUUUCGGGAACUCUGUAUUUCAUUGGAAGUUGAUGAUUUGAAGAAAGUCAGCAAUUCACUUUCAGUUCUACUUAGUGAAAAACAGAAACAAGAAAAGCAAAACAAAGGGAAGAAAAAGAAGAAAGGUGUCGUACCUGGUGGUGGUUUGAAAGCACAGAUGCGAGAUGACCUGGACUAUGGCGGCUUUGACGGCGGCUACGCCCAAGACUACGAGGACUUCAUGUGA